This is a messenger RNA of Amaranthus tricolor (Joseph's coat), 1650 nucleotides long. RefSeq lists its product as uncharacterized. The transcript is spliced from 5 exons. Lineage: Eukaryota; Viridiplantae; Streptophyta; Magnoliopsida; Caryophyllales; Amaranthaceae. The coding region runs from base 37 to 1497 and encodes 486 amino acids. The record is from RefSeq and is a predicted model, not a curated record.
UAUUCAACCCAAUUUCUAUUGUCUACUAAAUUUCACAUGUUUAUUAAGGCUACCAAAAAACUUGGCGCAAAACUCAAAAACUCAAUUUCUUUCUUCUCUCUAAUGGCGGAUUUCAAUCCUCCAUCUUUCUCCUUAGGCCUAGAUUUUGAUUUCGAACCCGUAAACCAUAACCACCCGUUAAAUACUCCGACCCAUGAAAAUCCAGUUACACUUGAACCCGGAGAAAAGGAAUUAGAAGAUGAUGUCGAGUUUCAGUUGCGGGUAUCCGAUUCCGAACACGAAUCACCGAAAAAAUUUUCAAGGAAUCGUCUCCGACGUCUCCGUCGUGGUGGGUCUUCUUCCUCUAAGCCAAUUUCCACUCCAAUUAUCAGUUUUGUUGACGAUGAUAUUGAGGAGUUUUCUGAUGAAGAAAAUGCUCGUUUAAAUCAUCUUCAGGCGGCUCAGCAACAUUCUACAUGUUGUAGCUCAAAGUUACCAUUAUCAGGACAUGGGGUUUUGACGAGGCAACAGGAAAGUGUUGUGAAUAAUAAAAAGGUGAAACACGAUUCAAGUUUUCCUUCAACAAGUUUUGGUUCUAGCAAAGGAAAACGAUUGUUUUCUGAUCCCUCGGCAAGUCCCCUUAGAAGGUUUCAGCUGCUUGAUUCGGAAUCAGAUCUCGACGAGCCACCAGAUAAUGUAUACAUAAACCGAAACUCUAAUGGUGCUAACUGUAAUGAUAAGAAAAAUGAUUCCAGCCAUGGAGGCCACGAAGUUCCCCUUGUGAAAAAUAUUGAUUCAUUACCGCCCAUUUCUCAGAAGCAAGAUCUAUGGAAAGAUUUUAGCGUCAAUGAAAAUCAUUCGGUAAAGACCCCUGUGUUCGAUGAAUGCUUUGAAGAAUAUUUCAGAACUUCAAAAUCAACGAAACUUGCGUGUGAUUCUCACAAGUCGUGUUCCAGUGAACAAGGGAAAAGCUUACAUAAUGCCAACAAACAAUUGCAGCAAGGUUUAGGACCUGUUCCUCCAUCUCACUAUUACUUUUAUCAUGAUGAUUUGAGGAUCCAGGAAUUAGUCCGCAGCCGUCUACCUCACUUUUUCCCAUUGAGUUCUGCUGGUGAUGCAAGACACCAGUCACACAAUGCUUCAUCUAUUGAUUACAUGGAUCAAUUUGGUCAGGAGGGCGCUAAACAGCGGAAUGGCAAACAAGUUGCUUCAGAGAAAAGCGCCAAAAAGGGUAGAAAGAAAACAAAGAAGUCUAGUGUAGAAGAUACAUUACUUGAUUCUGGAAACUGGAUAAAUCCUAAACAAACAGCCAACAUGCCAAAAGAUGCUGGCAGGAGAAGGGUUCAUGCUCAUGGACAAUCAGCUGGUCAUUGGAUUACAGCAGAAAAUGGAAAGAAGGUAUAUAUCACUAAAAACGGGCAAGAAUUGAGUGGUUCACUUGCUUACAGACAUUACAUGAAGGAGAGUGGAAAAGGUUUCAAGAAGGCGAAGAAGAAGAUUACUGCAAAGAAAAAAUAAAAGUUGAAGCUGCCGAGCUAGCCAUGUAAAUUUCCGUUUCUGUAUCUCAUUUUCAAUAGUGUUCCUGUGAACAAGAUUUGCAUUCAUCGAAUUCUUGUAGUUUUGGUAUAAUACUUAUGGCUUCCGUUAGUAAGAUUUCGUUGAUUUCCACCA